AUGAAAAUUACCACGCCACAAUCCAGCGAGUUCCCCAAAGGUUAUAAAUUUAAAUUGAUUGCUUAUAAUAUUGAAAAUCAAUCGGAAUUAGUGCUAAUUGAUAAUCACCAUGCAGAAACCGAAAGAUUAUUUUUACAGUUAGCCCAAGAAAAGUUUGCCUCAGUAAAAGAAAUAUUUACUCAUUUGGAGAAAGCAGUUAAGACCGGACAGAAGCAUAUUCAGCCGAAAAAUGUCUCAAUUGCUAAUGAUUUAGCGGUUAUUAGUAGGAUAUUAAGCAAAACUCGAUUAGAACUCUUUUCCGUGGUAUUGGCCAACUGUAAAGUUAUCAAAUUGAAAAAGACUAAUCAAGAAAUUAAACCAAUUGCUUUAUACGACCAAAUUGUAAUUUCUUAUCCUGAAAAAUCAAAUGAACAUUUAGAAAUAGAAGCCAAUUAUGACAAAGAAUUAGAGCAAUUAGCAGCACAAAAAACUUUUACAAACAUCAGCCAACACCAUCGCCGAAAAGAAACUGACCCUUCUGAACUUCUUAAAAAAAUAGAUUUAUUAGGAGAAGAACUAAUGAAACAAGACAUCAGAAUCUCGAUCGUUACCGGUCUUAUUGAAAAACACCCUUAUCCUACCUGUUGCGAAGCAGAAAAGCAAAGAUUAGGAGAAGUCAAUAAAGAAAUAGAAAAUAGAGUCAAUA
Molecule: messenger RNA, 685 nt
Organism: Ambispora leptoticha
Lineage: Eukaryota; Fungi; Glomeromycota; Glomeromycetes; Archaeosporales; Ambisporaceae
Source: the annotation of a GenBank genome assembly